This is a messenger RNA of Sclerotinia trifoliorum, 1245 nucleotides long. The record is from the annotation of a GenBank genome assembly. Lineage: Eukaryota; Fungi; Ascomycota; Leotiomycetes; Helotiales; Sclerotiniaceae.
UUUCACUAGCGACAUAUCACACCGUGAUCCGGCUUUUGUUUAUAAACUUCUGAAAAAUCUGCCCAGCCAUCUUCCUUUUCUCUUUCUUUCUUUCUUUCUUUUCAACCUCCACCUCCACCUUAAUCUAAAUUCUCAAUCUCAAUCUCACCUCACCUUCGUUUAUCAAUCCACCCAUAGCAAAAAAAAGAAAACGCAAACUCAACAUCCUUCACACACUCCCACAUCUCAAAAACAUCCUAAUCAAUAUGUCCAUCACUCAAAAAUUCCAAACCAUGUUCGCGCUUCUCUUCCUCUUCCUCGCGUUCAUGGUCUCCGUCAGCGCACACGACGAGAGCCUCGAUCAAGUUGUUCGUGAUAUCGCAUGGGCAACGGAAUCAACCACUUGUAGUAAGUCCUUCAUUAUCCUCGAGCUCAACAUCACGAGUCAAUAAUAAAAUUAAAAAGAAAACUAACAAGCCCGUCUAUCCUAGCCGAUGCCAAAACCGAAACUCUCGUUCCUACUGUUCUACCCGCCACUUCUGCUUCUGCUUCUGCUUCAUAUUCACAUGAAACAUUAGUCCCCAUCACUCUUCCAUCCACCACCUCCUCUACCCUCGUAUCCAUCUCCACUUCCACCUCAUCUCCCACAACCUCAAUCCCAACUUCACCACUCCUCCCCCUCACCACAGCAAUCAGCCUAACCACCACACAAACCAGCACCCAAACCACCAGUUCCCUCGUCAUCCUCUCUCCACUCCCCAGCUCCAGUUCCCCCACCGCAGUCUCCAGCUACGUCUCUGCAUCAAGCGAGCAAUCCGGCACAUACACCAAUAGCACCAAUAGCAUCCCCUAUACAAUUCCCUCUACAAUCCUCACCACCACAACUUCUCCACUAACCACUACAUCCAAGGCGUCCGCUACGAGCUCCACUCCCGCUAGCAGCACCAGCGCCAGCAGUACAGCCGUGCAAACCGGUGGAGCAAUGGAUGCUAAUGUCCUUUCGGGUGGAUUAAUGGUUGCUGCAUUUGCAGCUGCGUAUUUUCUUUAAUUAAAGACCUCACUAAAAGGAAAGGCGCUACUCUGCACGCUGCACCUUGUAAAUUGGGAGGAUAUCCAUUCAAAGCUUUUUUCUUUUCUUUUACCUACCUACAUUUGUAGUAAGACUUCCGGGGCGGUGGAGAAGGAAUUAAUACCAAUCGAAAGCAACAGCAACAAGUAGCCGGGAAGUCAUAAAAUCAAAAAUACAAAUCAGUAUUGCGUUAGGGA